Condylostylus longicornis is the source of this 975-nucleotide messenger RNA. RefSeq names its product transcription factor mef2A-like. The transcript has 2 exons. NCBI's taxonomy places the organism in Eukaryota, Metazoa, Arthropoda, Insecta, Diptera, Dolichopodidae. The record is from RefSeq and is a predicted model, not a curated record. Bases 112 to 975 code for a protein of 287 amino acids.
CAAGAAUUAAAAACUGAAAAUCCAUCAAAAAUUUUACAUCAAUCAAAUCCAAAUAACAAUAUCAAUAAUAGUAAUAAUAAUGUAGAAAAUAAUACAACAACAUCAACAAGAAUGAAUCAUUUAAUAAUUGUAAAAAAUUCAUCAUCUUCUCCAAAUAUAACAUCACAACAACAACAUCAUCAAAAUCAAUUAAAAACUUCAUCAUUAUCAUCAGUAUCGGCGGGAUCAACUGGAUCUAUUUUAUUACAAAAAAUUUCUCAACAAACAAAUUUAAAGAAUACAUCGAUAAUGACAAAUAAUAUUAAUGUUAGUAAUAAUUCUCAUAAUCAACAGCAAACAUCACAAUCACAAAUUAAUAGACAUCAACAGCAGCAUCAGCAUAAUAAUACUCAUCACCGUCAUAAUUUAAAUUCAUUACAACAACAACAACAACAACAGCCACAUCAUUCUCAACAUCAUCGACAUCAACAUCACCAACAGCAACAGCACCAGCAAUCACCACAGCGACAACCAAACAUGCAACGAAAUAGUCAACAACUAAAAGAACAACAUUCAGCAUUAGUCAAAUUAUUAGAAUCAGCUCCGAUUACAAAAAAGAAACAACCAUCACCUGCAGUUGAUAAUAUUAAUAAAAUGCAACAACAUCAAAACAAACAAAAUAUAUCAUUGCCUAAUAAAAAUUUAAAAAAUGAAAAUUUAAAUAUUUUAAGAAAAUCACAUAGUUCAAUUGAUUUGAAAUCAAAUACAAAUGAUAACAUUACUAGUAAGAAUAAUAAUAGUACAACAUUAACAAAAUUUUUAACAUCAUCUACAACACCUACAACUGGAACGACAAUUCUAAUUAAUUCUAGUCCAAUUGUUAUUUCCUCAGACAAUGCCAAUAAUUUUAAUAGACAAAAUUAUUAUUACAAAAACCACAAACGAACAACAACAUCAACAAGAGCAUCAGCAUCAACAGCAGCAAAAUCAACAUGA